Molecule: messenger RNA, 597 nt
Organism: Panthera uncia (snow leopard)
Lineage: Eukaryota; Metazoa; Chordata; Mammalia; Carnivora; Felidae
Product: VPS10 domain-containing receptor SorCS3-like
Exons: 6
Coding region: 1-597 (198 amino acids)
Cellular component (GO): postsynaptic density membrane
Molecular function (GO): protein binding
Source: RefSeq, a predicted model, not a curated record
AUGGAAACAUCCCCCGAGUCACAGAGACUGGAUUGUGGCAUCAUAGCAUCAGGCAGGAGGAGGGAGAGAGGAGAGAAGAGGAAUGAGACUGCCCAGGGGGAUGAAAUUCCAACAAAAUACCAUUUGGUGGCAGGAAUGGGGCCGUUUAUUGAUUGCAUCAGGACCAUUUAUGACUGGCACAUUACAGAACUAGUUAUACUUAUCCUGACGAAGCUGUACGACUUCAACCUGGGGAGCGUGACUGAGAGCUCACUCUGGAGAUCAACAGACUAUGGCACCACCUAUGAAAAGCUGAAUGACAAAGUAGGUUUGAAGACUGUCCUCAGUUAUCUCUACGUCAAUCCCACCAACAAAAGGAAGAUCAUGCUUCUUAGUGAUCCUGAAAUGGAGAGCAGCUUACUGAUCAGCUCAGAUGAGGGGGCCACCUAUCAGAAGUACCGGCUCACCUUCUACAUCCAGAGUCUGCUCUUCCAUCCCAAGCAGGAAGACUGGGUGCUGGCCUACAGUCUGGAUCAAAAGCUGUACAGCUCCAUGGACUUUGGAAGACGGUGGCAACUCGUGCAUGAACGCAUCACACCCAACAGGUUUUACUGGUAA